Molecule: messenger RNA, 1432 nt
Organism: Lipotes vexillifer (Yangtze River dolphin)
Lineage: Eukaryota; Metazoa; Chordata; Mammalia; Artiodactyla; Lipotidae
Gene: CUNH6orf47
Product: chromosome unknown C6orf47 homolog
Exons: 1
Coding region: 244-1137 (297 amino acids)
Source: RefSeq, a predicted model, not a curated record
GUGCCUUCCUUUACCUCAAAACUGUAAAGGAAACAAGCCGCUUGACACACUUGAGGCUGCAUGACCAUCCAGGGAAGUGGGGAGCCACUUCUGAAUUCAGAGUAGGACUCACCAGGAGAUACCUGUUCUUCUGAGCCUGAACAGACUGUGGCUUCUGAGGAAACCCUCAGCCCCCAAACCUGAGAGUCUAAGCAGUGCCAGGAAGCAGCCCCAGAAUUUGGGGGCUCAUUACACACCCCAACCAUGUUCCUGCGACAGCUUGGUGGCUGGCUACCUCGCCCCUGGGGCCGCUGGAAAUCAACGAGGCCUGACCUGCCCGCCCCAGAACCCAGACGGAUGGACAGCUCCUCUGAGAAUUCAGGGAGUGACUGGGACAGUGCCCCAGAAACCAUGGGAGAUCUGGGGCCUCCCAAGACCAAGGACUCAGGUGCACAGAGGAGCUCUGGGGCUGCUCCAGAACCAAGCAGGGAGUCCCAAGUUGAGCAACUGGGGUGCAAAAGAAUGGAUUCUCUCAAGUGGGACGAGACUGUCUCUAGCACUCAAGAGUCUGGGAGAUUGGAGGCUGGAGAGACCAUUCCCAAACUAGGAUGGGAUCCUGUGGACUCAGGUGGCACCAGGAAGCCUGGUGUGUCCCCUGAAGAGGGACUGAGCCCCCCUGGGCCUGAAGCCCCAGCGGAGAAGCCUGGCCAGCAUCAGAAGCUGCUGGGCUGGCUGCGGGGGGAAACAGGUGGGGGAGCAGGGGCUCCCUACCAGUACCUGGGGGACCCAGAGGAGUGUCUGCAGAUCUCCACCAACCUGACCCUGCACCUGCUGGAGCUCCUGGCCUCAGCCCUGCUAGGGCUGUGCUCAAGGCCCUUGCGGGCAGCCUUGGACGCACUGGGCCUGCGUGGACCGCUGGGCCUCUGGCUGCAUGGGCUACUGUCCUUCCUGGCUGCCCUGCAUGGGCUCCAUGCCGUGCUGAGCCUACUUACCGCUCACCCCCUGCACUUUGCCUGCCUCUUUGGUCUUCUACAGGCCCUGGUGCUGGCUGUCAGCCUCCGGGAGCCCAGUGGGGAUGGGGAGGCCACUGACUUGGAGGGCGAGAAGUUGGGGAGGGAGGGUGAGGAGCAGAGGGGAGACCCAGGAAAGAGGCUGUGACCACGGGGUGGGGUGUGGCCCAGCGUCCCACCCUCAGUGGGUUGGGAGCAAGGGUGAAGAUAGUGUGGGGGCACAAUCCACAUUGUAAGCACAGGGACCUCAGGGAUGGGGCAGAAACCCCAGAGUAUGAGGGCACAGAGGCCCCGCCCCCCUUCACACACAGGAGAGUUGUUUAGGGUGUCUGUGUUUAUGGACAGUGGGGGCAUUGGCCUUGAAUUCACCAGCUGUUGUUAAUUUUUGCUUUUACAUUUCUCCCACUUCCAGUUUUUUUUUUUCCCACCUCCGCUUUUUAAAA